AUGGCAUGGAAUAACAAAGUUUUAUUUGUUUUACUAUUACUGUAUGUUUUCUGUUAUCAUGGUAAUUGUAAGGCCAUCAAGAGGUAAGGUAUUUUAAGUUUUUUUUAAUUUUUUGGUGUUUUUUUUAUUUUUUAACUGUUUAGAUUGUUUUUUCUUAAUAUUUUAAAUCAUAAUUUUUUUCAAAAAAUAUAAAUUUAAAAAUUUAAUUUUUGUAUACCGUAUUUUACAACAUUGUUUUAAAAAUUAUCUUAAAAACAUUUAAAAAGUUUUUUUUGUUAUUUAUUUUCUACUAUUUUUUGACCAAAAUUGCCAUUUUGGAACUAAUUUGUAUGCCAUUUUGCAACUAAAAGUAAAAACUUACUAAAAAAAUAAAAGAUAUAAUAUAAUACAUCUUUUUCCAAUAUGAAAACUAUCAUCAUUUCUUUAAAAAACCAAAAAUUCGAUCUGGAGGUAUGGGGAAUUGAACCCCAGCCCUCUCGCAUGCUAAGCGAGCGCUCUACCCCUGAGCUAUACCCCCACACAAGCGUAAUUGUUUCGGAAGUUGUUUUCAUUCAUUUCGAUGGGUUUUUUACGAAAUAAAAAGGCUUUUCAAUGAUAUACGACAUUCUUUUUUACUUCUAUUCUUAGAAAAAGGUCAAGUUGUGAGAGAUAAGAUUAUUUUUCUAUACUUUUUACUAAAAAGCCUAAUUCCAUUGAUAUUUUUGAUAAUUUUUGACUAUUCAGGUCCUCCAUAUCAGCAGAAAAUGAUGAAUUUACAAUUGAUCAUGAUUUUACAUUGCGAAAAGUAACACCAUCAAAACAACAGACUAUAACUACGUCUACUGCAACAGCUUUUUUAAAAACAUCUACUUUGGAAGUUGAAGCUACUGAUUCUUUAUUGAAUUGGGAAGAACUUUCAACCGAGGCUACAAAGUCAAGAACUGAAAAUUCUGAGGUAUCAGAGUUUGAAAUCAAAGAUUCAAACACAGCUUUGAAAAGUGAAGAUUCUCAAGGCAAAGAAUCAGAAGGCAAAAAUGAAAUCUCGGAUCUUGGGGAUGAGGAUUCAGAAGACAAAGCGUCAGAUUCAGAUUUUCAAGACAAAGAUUCUGAAGUAACUGAAUCUAUUUCUGAAGAAACUACAGAAUUUACUCCUGGAACUAAAUUUAUCAUUUCUAAGAAGCUAACUGUAGAUUCACCAAAGAAUGCUUUAGUUUCUUCUACAGAGGCCCAAAGCGUUCUACUGUCAUCUACAGAAGUACAGCCUGUUAUAAAGUCCUCUACUGAGGCACAGAGCACUACACAGUCAUUUACAGAAGAACAAAACGUUAUAUCGACAUCUACAGAAGCAUAUAAUGUUCAACAGUCAUCUACAGACGCUACUACAACUAGAACUACUUUUGAAACUUCGACACGUUUUCCCUACAAUUCCGAAGUUCAAGCUUCGACUGAUGAUUCAGUUAACUUAGAGACAACAGAAGUCGUUUCAAAAGCUUCUACAGUUUCUUUAAUGCCUGUUGUUAAACCAACAGUCUCUUCAGAAGCUGCCAAUACUUUAACAAUCAAUUCAAAAUCUUCUACUCCACUUUCUGGUCUACCAAAGCCAAAAAGCCCACUAACAAACGCUAAAAUAUCUUCUCAACAAUCUCAAAAUCAAUAUAUUGACAUAUCGCUAAUAACCAACAACAAGCCAACUUCUAUUGAUCAAUAUGAAAUACCAUCAACUUUGGAAUACAAUGAGUUAUUAGCUAAAACAUUAGCAUCAACAGAAGCCUACAGUAUACAAAAUGGUGAUAUUUUAGCAUUAGAGACCAAAAUUGAUGACAUUGAGCUGCUCGACUUUCCAGUAGCUGUAAAAGAAGUUUGGAAUAGUGAUUCUGAUGUGAAUGUGGAUGAUAUGCCAGCUGCGUUUCCUCCUAGCAAGUUCAUUUUGACUAGUGGUGGUUUUUGA
Molecule: messenger RNA, 1927 nt
Organism: Bursaphelenchus okinawaensis
Lineage: Eukaryota; Metazoa; Nematoda; Chromadorea; Rhabditida; Aphelenchoididae
Source: the annotation of a GenBank genome assembly